CAUAGACAUGGCAUAGUAUAUAACUAGACACUUAUUUGAACCUUUCCUCCAAGCUAGUCUUCAAGACUAUAUCUUCUACCACUCCACUUCUUUUUCCCCUUAGCUUCUUUUUGUUUGAGAUUGGUUAGGUUUAUUCUUGAAUUCAUGAUGAUGGGAGCUAGAGAAUUAGUGAGGAAAUGGAUAGUGAUGUAUGUAGUGGUACUUCUAGGGUUGAAUUUAUGGGGAUAUUAUGGGGUAAAUGCACAGCAAGUGCCUUGUUAUUUUAUAUUUGGUGAUUCAUUAGUGGAUAAUGGGAACAACAACAAUAUCCAGUCUUUGGCUAGGGCUAAUUACUUGCCUUAUGGUAUUGAUUAUCCUGGUGGUCCUACUGGCAGGUUCUCCAAUGGCAGAACCACUGUCGAUGUCAUAGCUGAGCUUUUGGGGUUCGAGGAUUAUAUUCCACCAUAUGCAGAUGCAAGGGGUGAAGAUAUUCUCAAAGGUGUAAAUUAUGCAUCUGCUGCUGCUGGAAUUAGAGAUGAAACUGGCCAGCAAUUGGGAGCAAGGAUUCCCUUUGGUGGUCAGGUAAAUAAUUACAGGGACACAGUGCAACAAGUGGUGCAAAUAUUAGGAAAUGAAGAUUCUGCCGCCACUUAUUUGAGCAAGUGCGUUUACUCGAUUGGAUUGGGCAGCAAUGAUUAUCUCAAUAAUUAUUUCAUGCCCAUGUAUUAUUCCACUGGCAGACAAUACAAUCCUGAGCAAUAUGCUGAUAUUCUUAUUCAACAGUACACUCAGCACUUGAAAACUUUGUACGACUAUGGAGCAAGGAAGUUCGUCUUGAUUGGAGUGGGCCAAAUUGGUUGUAGCCCAAAUGCUCUUGCCCAAAACAGUGCUGAUGGCAGAACCUGUGCACAAAAUAUAAAUGCUGCAAACCAGCUAUUCAACAAUAGGUUAAGGGGUCUUGUAGAUGAGUUCAAUGGAAAUACACCAGAUGCCAAAUUCAUCUACAUUAAUGCUUAUGACAUCUUCCAAGAUUUAAUUGACAAUCCCUCUGCAUUUGGAUUUAGAGUGACGAAUGCUGGAUGUUGCGGAGUGGGAAGGAACAAUGGGCAAAUAACAUGUCUACCACUACAAAAUCCAUGCCCAAAUAGGGAUGAAUAUCUAUUUUGGGAUGCAUUUCAUCCAGGUGAAGCAGCAAAUACAAUUGUUGGGAGAAGAUCAUACAGAGCUGAAAGGUCAUCAGAUGCUUAUCCCUUUGAUAUUCAACAUUUAGCUCAACUCUGAAGAUAAGAGAUGAGGCUAAAUAAGAUCAAUCUGAAAUAUAUACAUAUAUAUUCUUGUGGAGUUUGUAUUAUUUAGUAUUGUCCUAUAAUGUAUUAUGGGUUAUUAAUUAAUUUUUAUGUUAUUUGAGAAAUGUUAUGGCU
This is a messenger RNA of Capsicum annuum, 1400 nucleotides long. Its product is annotated as GDSL esterase/lipase At5g45670-like. NCBI's taxonomy places the organism in Eukaryota, Viridiplantae, Streptophyta, Magnoliopsida, Solanales, Solanaceae. The record is from RefSeq and is marked provisional. Gene Ontology annotation, molecular function: hydrolase activity, acting on ester bonds.